Messenger RNA from Elaeis guineensis (African oil palm), 1270 nucleotides. RefSeq names its product thioredoxin reductase NTRB. Gene Ontology annotation, cellular component: cytoplasm. Gene Ontology annotation, molecular function: thioredoxin-disulfide reductase (NADPH) activity. Gene Ontology annotation, biological process: removal of superoxide radicals. Lineage: Eukaryota; Viridiplantae; Streptophyta; Magnoliopsida; Arecales; Arecaceae. The record is from RefSeq and is a predicted model, not a curated record.
GGCAGCGGCCCCGCCGCCCACACGGCGGCGAUCUACGCCGCGCGAGCCGAGCUCAAGCCCAUCAUGUUCGAGGGCUGGAUGGCCAACGACAUCGCCGCCGGCGGCCAGCUCACCACCACCACCGACGUCGAGAACUUCCCCGGAUUCCCGGAGGGCAUCCUCGGCUUCGAGCUCAUGGACCGCUGCCGCGCCCAGUCGAUCCGCUUCGGCACGCACAUCCUCUCCGAGACCGUCACCGCCGUCGACCUCGCCGUCCGCCCCUUCCGUGUCCUCUCCUCCUCCACCACCGUCGUGGCGGACGCCCUGAUCGUCUCCACCGGCGCCGUCGCUCGCCGCCUUCACUUCCCCGGAGCCGACGACUUCUGGAACCGCGGCAUCUCCGCCUGCGCCGUCUGCGACGGCGCCGCCCCCAUCUUCCGGAAUCGCCCCAUUGCGGUCGUUGGCGGCGGCGACUCCGCCAUGGAGGAGGCCAACUUCCUCACCAAGUACGGCUCUAGGGUUUAUGUCGUGCACCGCCGGGACGCCUUUAGGGCAUCGAAGAUCAUGCAGGCGAGGGCGCUUGGGAACCCCAAGAUCGAAGUUAUCUGGAACUCGGAGGUGGUGGAGGCCUACGGGGAGGGGGAGAACGGGCCCCUGGGGGGAGUGAAGGUGAGGAACGUGGUAACCGGAGAGGUCUCGGAUCUCAAGGUCUCCGGACUCUUCUUCGCCAUCGGGCACGAGCCCGCCACCAAGUUCCUUGGGGGGCAGCUGGAGCUGGACUCCGACGGAUACAUCGUGACGAAGCCCGGGAGCACACAGACGAGCGUGAAGGGAGUGUUUGCUGCCGGAGAUGUGCAGGACAAGAAGUAUCGGCAGGCGAUUACCGCCGCUGGCACAGGAUGCAUGGCGGCUUUGGAUGCUGAACACUACCUGCAGGAGAUUGGAGCUCAGGAGGGAAAGACCGAUUGACUAUGUUUUAAUGAUGUUGCCAACCCUCGAGAGAGUCCAACAGUGGUGGCAAAGGCUAAUCUUUAAGACUCAGCAUUUGCUUGCUGAUUUCUUGCGGCAGUUGUUACCAGGUCUUAGCAAUGGAUGCUUUCAUUUUUUUUAUUUAUACAAUUUGAUUAAGCAUCCAAGUUCUGUUGACUCAUGUCCAGAUACUUACUUUUGGAUAUUGAGAAGUUGAUGUUCCUCCAAGUGCAGGUCAUUGUAUCUUGAAGAAUUAUUUUUUUCAUGAAAAUAGCUACGUUGCAAAAAUAAAAAAUAAAAAAUCCCGAAUUGUUUGCUUUUA